UCGCUGUUUCCAUCCGGGUCACGUCGGUCUUCCGGGUUUUUCCGAUAGGGCUUUCUACGCCUCUUUUUUUCGGUUACUUUUUGGUCUUCCGUCUCUUGCCACCGCCCCCGAUCUCCCACACCCUUGCCGGCCCUGCCUUUUCUUAUGUCGCUCCUCCCUGCUGCCACGGCCGAGGCUUAGCGCUCAGCCCGGAGCCAGGCCUACCCAUUCCGCGUGGGCACUACCUCCUUUGGCUCGGGAGGAAGCUAGGACCAAGCGCGUCAGGCCGUCACUCCUCCGGCCCUGGAGCUCCUGGGCUGGGGGUGCUGGCCGACCCUCCUGCGCAGUCCUUUCCCGAGGACACUUGUGAGUUAGCGGGUUUCAGAGAGGGAAGCCUCGGUGUAGGCCCGUUUGGGGGGCGCGGGGCGGGGCGCCGCGGCGCGCCGGAAACUUUUUAGAAAACUAGUGUUUCGUGUGGGAGGUUCCGGCGGUAUCUCCUCAAUUUCCCAGAGGUUUGGGCGGCCCCCGGACUGCUGACUUGCUGAAGAAUCUUAGGAACUGUGACGUUCUUCACUCAUUUGUCUUCCUCGCGUCCCGUCCUCAAGUCUAGGACCAGACGAGGAAGAGUGUCUCGGGACUCUGCAUGGGGUUUCAAAGGGUGGUGAAGAGCUAAGGUAGAAGAAUACAUGUUCUCUAUUAGUGAACAAGAGCAUGUUCCCAAACUCAAUUUUGGGUCGCCCGCCUUUCACUCCAAACCAUCAACAACAUAAUAACUUCUUCGCCCUGUCACCAAGUCUUUAUUCACACCAGCAACUUAUAGAUGCACAAUUCAGCUUUCACAAUGCAGACUUGUCUAGAGCUGUGUCAUUACAGCAGUUGACAUAUGGAAAUGUCAGUCCAAUACAGACCUCAGCUUCCCCAUUAUUUCGAGGAAGGAAGAGAUUAAGCGAUGAAAAGAAUCUUCCUCUUGAUGGUAAACGGCAGCGUUUUCAUUCACCCCACCAAGAGCCAACUAUAGUUAACCACAUAGUGCCUUUAUCAGAUGAAAGAAGAUACUCAAUGUCACCAUUGUUUCACACACACUAUGUACCAGAUAUAGUCAGAUGUGUUCCACCUUUUCGAGAAAUAUCAAUUUUAGAACCUAGAGAAAUCACACUGCCUGAAGCCAAAGAUAAGUUGAGUCAGCAGAUACUGGAGUUAUUUGAAGCAUGUCAGCAGCAAGUAAGUGAUUUAAAGAAGAAAGAACUCUGUCGAACAGAACUUCAGAGAGAAAUUCAACUGUUAUUUCCACAAAGCAGACUUUUUUUAGUUGGGUCGUCUUUAAAUGGAUUUGGUACUCGGAGCAGUGAUGGUGACUUAUGUCUAGUUGUUAAAGAGGAACCAGUAAAUCAGAAGACUGAAGCACGGCAUAUACUCACCUUAGUCCACAAACACUUCUGUACUAGACUUUCUAGUUACAUUGAGAGACCUCAGUUGAUUCGAGCAAAAGUGCCAAUUGUGAAGUUCAGGGAUAAAGUCAGUUGUGUGGAGUUCGACUUGAAUGUAAACAAUAUUGUUGGAAUAAGAAACACAUUCCUUCUCAGAACUUAUGCAUACCUUGAAAAUCGAGUUCGUCCGUUAGUACUGGUGAUUAAGAAGUGGGCCAGUCACCAUGAUAUAAAUGACGCCAGUCGCGGUACUUUAAGCAGCUAUAGUCUUGUACUGAUGGUUUUGCACUAUUUACAAACCUUACCUGAACCCAUCCUUCCAUCCAUCCAAAAAAUUUACCCAGAAUCUUUUAGUCCUUCUGUACAGUUGCACCUUGUACAUCAAGCGCCAUGUAAUGUUCCUCCUUACCUCUCAAAGAAUGAAUCAAACCUUGGGGACCUCUUACUGGGCUUUCUGAAAUAUUAUGCUACAGAAUUUGACUGGAAUAGUCAGAUGAUUUCAGUUCGUGAAGCCAAAGCCAUUCCCAGGCCUGAUGGUAUUGAAUGGAGAAGUAAAUACAUCUGUGUAGAAGAACCUUUUGAUGGAACAAAUACAGCAAGAGCUGUGCAUGAAAAACAGAAGUUUGAUAUGAUCAAGGAUCAGUUUUUAAAGUCAUGGCACAGAUUGAAAAACAGAAAAGAUUUGAACAGUAUACUACCUUUAAGAGCUGCUAUCCUGAAAAGAUAACUGGCCUCUAUUUCUUAAUAAAGAACAGUAGUUACAUCAUAA
This is a messenger RNA of Cervus elaphus (red deer), 2175 nucleotides long. It is a transcript of the gene TENT2, whose product is annotated as terminal nucleotidyltransferase 2. Gene Ontology annotation, cellular component: cytosol. Bases 691 to 2133 code for a protein of 480 amino acids. NCBI's taxonomy places the organism in Eukaryota, Metazoa, Chordata, Mammalia, Artiodactyla, Cervidae. The transcript has 15 exons. The record is from RefSeq and is a predicted model, not a curated record. Gene Ontology annotation, molecular function: poly(A) RNA polymerase activity.